Molecule: messenger RNA, 2042 nt
Organism: Mangifera indica (mango)
Lineage: Eukaryota; Viridiplantae; Streptophyta; Magnoliopsida; Sapindales; Anacardiaceae
Product: vacuolar protein 8-like
Exons: 1
Coding region: 126-1853 (575 amino acids)
Molecular function (GO): protein binding
Source: RefSeq, a predicted model, not a curated record
GAAGAUAAACACAGAACAAAGCACUCGGUUUGCAUCUUCUCUCCUCUGCGUCUUUGCAGCUUCUAAAAUUUUCUAUUCAGCAGAGUUGGUACAUGGGUUUGCUUCAAGAUUCAUGAAAGCCAGAUAUGGGUGAACAAAGACAAAACCAAAACUCACCACAAUCAUCACCCUUUGACAAAACCAAUCUUAGGCAAGCCAUUGAAUUCGUUUCUUCUUUGAUCACUCUUUCUCAUUCUGUCAAAGUCUUUUCGGUCAAAUGGAAGCUCAUUCGGAACAAGUUAGAAGAGCUCAAUUCAGGCUUUAUAGCCGUUGAGAAUUGUGGUUCUUGUGAAAACUCUGCUCUUUCAAAGUUGAUUUCUGAAAUAUUGGUCACUGUUGAAGAUUGUUGUGAUCUUGCAAGAAGAUGCCUGGAUCUUUCUUACAGUGGGAAGCUUUUGAUGCAGAGUGAUUUGGAUGUUAUCUCCACAAAGUUUGAUCAACAUGUAAAGAAUUUAUCUGGGAUUUACUCGGCUGGUGUUUUGACUCAUGGUUUCGCAAUUAUUGUUUCAAGGCCGAGUCUUAAUGCUUGCAAAGAUGAUGUGGGGUUCUACAUAAGAGACUUGGUGACAAGAUUGAAGAUUGGAGAUAAAGAAAUGAAAAGGCAAGCUUUGAUGAAUUUGCUUGAAGUUGUAGCUGAAGAUGAGAAGUAUGUGAAACUAGUUGCUGUUGAAGUCAACGAGAUUGUGAAUAUCUUGGUAAAUUUUCUUGAUUCUUUGGAUAUGGAAAUCCAAGAAAAGGCUACAAGGGUGGUUUAUGUGAUUUCUGGGGUUGAUUCAUAUAAGAACGUGUUGAUUGGGACUGGAGUUAUUGGUCCUUUGAUUCGAGUUCUUGAAAACGGGAAUGAUUUUGGUAAAGAAUUUGCUGCGAGAAGUUUGCAAAAAUUGACAGAGAAUUCUGAUAAUGCAUGGUCAGUUUCAGCUCAUGGUGGUGUCACGGCGCUAUUGAAAAUAUGCUCUGGUGUUGAAUACAGAGGAGAAGUCAUUGGUCCUGCUUGUGGGGUGUUGAGAAAUCUUGUUGGUGUGGAAGAAAUAAAGAGGUUUAUGGUUGAAGAAGGGGCAAUUUCCUUGUUUCUCAAUCUGGCGAGAUCCAAAGAUGAAGUUGUUCAGAUAAAUUCAAUCGAGUUUAUUCAAAGUAUAAGUUAUGAUGAUGACUCACUUAGGCAACUGGUGAUUAGAGAAGGUGGAAUUCGUUCACUGAUGCAAGUUUUGGAUCCCAAGUCAUCUUUCUCUUCAAAAACAAGGGAAACAGCACUGAGAGCCAUUGAGAAAUUGUGUUUUUGUUCAUUGGAUUCUGUAAACAUUUUGAGGAAUUACGGGUUUAUGGAAGUACUGCUGUACUUUCUUCAAAAGGGCGAUGUUUCAAUUCAAGAAUUGGCAUUACAGGUGGCUUUUAGGCUAUGUGGCACUUCGGAGGAGACCAAAAAGGCAAUGGGGGAUGCUGGUUUCAUGGCUGAGUUUGUUAGAUUACUUGAUGCAAAAUCAUUUGAAGUACGCAAAAUGGCAAUUCAAGCACUCUCUAGCAUGGUUUCCAUCCCAAAAAAUCGAAAAAGAUUUGUUCAAGAUGAUCAAAAUAUCGGGCUCCUCCUGCAAUUGCUUGACCAGGAAGAUGAAAGUUCAGGUAACAAAAAGUUCUUGCUGUCUAUAUUAAUGUCAUUGACAAGCUGCAAUAGUGCAAGAAGAAAAAUUGCGACUUCGGGGUAUCUUAAAAACAUAGAAAAACUUGCACAAGCAGAAGUUUUUGAAGCUAAACGACUUGUCAGGAAAUUGUCUACUAAUAGAUUCCGCAGUAUGCUAAGUGGAAUCUGGCAUAGUUAAAUUCAAUCUCUGCCUAAUGUUUAUCUAAUGUAAGUGUUAUCCCAGUUCUAUUUACCCCAUCUCAAAACAUGUUUUUCUUUCUCUUUUCUUUAAUUUUUCUUCUUUGUGCAAACAGCUUUAGAACAGCUUUUUGUUUAACAGUUGUUUAACACCAGAGAAUGCAAUUACAGUCAUUUAAGUUUGACAUUA